Messenger RNA from Closterium sp. Naga37s-1, 6039 nucleotides. The record is from the annotation of a GenBank genome assembly. Lineage: Eukaryota; Viridiplantae; Streptophyta; Zygnematophyceae; Desmidiales; Closteriaceae.
AUGGCCAUGGAGACCGAAGGCUUAUCGCCAGCGCUCUUAAACUUCCGCGUGUCGCUCGUGGAAACUCUCGAGGCGUAUCUCGGCAAGGAGACCAUGCAGCCGUUUGUGAGUGCGGACGACCAUGCCAGACCGGCCAAGAUUCGCCGAACCAAGGGUCUAGCUCCGGUGGGAGGUUUCGGGUCGGCGGCGCGUGGCACGCUGCCUCAGAGCGACCAGUUCCCGUUGGAGUUCAACCACCUUCUCUCCACUGCCACCUUCGCCGAGCCUGAGGACGUGGCAGCAGUGGUGGAGCCUCUCUUCGCCACGCUGCUCCUCAAUUGCUGCACGCAGCCCUUCCAGGCAGGUGCCCCUGCCUCCCGCCCGGAUCCUUCCAUCUCCCCGCUCGUCCCUUGUGAGCCUGCUGAAUCCGUUCCCAUGUUCGUAUCGUACACACCCUGUCACCCACCACCCUCAGCUCCUCUCUCGCCUAACCCCACUCCUCUCAUCGUCCCGUGCCCUGCGUCCCUCCCCUCGCAGCUUGACUUCCUCCUCUCCGUCCUCCCAAGCCUUGCAGCAUCGCGUGCUCUCUCCUGGUCCUCCUUCCUCCCAGCGCUCUUCUCGCUGCUCCUCGCGCGCUACCCCACCAUCUCCCUGCGACAGCUCCCAGGGACACACCACGCCCUCGUCACUCCAGCCCCCUCCUCUUCCGCCGCCUCGGCCCUGUCCUCACCACCAGCACCUGGCGCAGCUGGCACUGCGUCAGCUGCUGGAGCUGCUUCUGCUUCUGCUGCUGCUGCAGCUGCGGGUUCUGUCACUGCCCUCGCCCGCAGUGCCAGCACUGCGGGGGGGUUGCCAGAAACGGGAGGCAGUAUGAUGCUGCUGAGCUCGCCAAGACCCGGCAGUGUGAAUCCAGCCAGGCCAGGAGGAGGGGGACUGUGGCCUGUGGGCGCUCGGGAGGGAGACACUCUUAAAGCCCGGGAUGUCGUAAUUGGAAAGGGAAGCUCUUUAAGUGGAGGUGGGCCGUUGUUCUCCCCGUGGGGUACACACAGGGGGAAGGGCGGAUUGGGGAGAAACAGACGGGUGGAUGGGGGGGUGCGGGAGGUGGAGUCUGGUGUUCCGUGGUGGGUGAAGGGGAUGGUGUGCAAGGUGGUGGAAACAGCAGCAGAGUCUCAGGACCUCAAGGCCCUCCCGGCCCUGGUGUCUCUACAGCUGCUGCUCACGUGGCUCUUAGAGGAUCUGGCUGAACGGGCCGCUGCAGCUGCUGCUAGCGACGCUGCUUCUGCCGCUGCAGCGUCUGCCGCGGCUGCUGCUCAUGCUGCAAGGUUGCCCGCUUCUGCAGCAGUGCUAGCCACAGGAGGGAGUGCAGGCGCUGGAGGAGCCAUGUCAGCAGCAGGAACGCCAGGCGGAGGGAGAGGAGCAGCAGGUGCAGUUACCGGUGGGGCUGCAGCUGGGGCUGGUUGGGGCGGUGCGGGUUCCUCCCUGGUGGCUUGUCAGGCUGCAAGGCAGAGACGAAAGGGGAUGGCUGGCUCUGGAGGGGCCUGGAGGGCGAGAUCGGCUGGGUUCGGAGCAGGGAAAGCAGCGCAAGAAUGGUUGGUGGUGUGUGUACGGGCGUUGGAGCGGCUAGUAGACGACACCACCUGCUACGUGCCUGUGUGCACGCUGAUCCAAUGCCUGGACCCGUACCAGCUGCAUCUGCUUGUCUCGUGUUCACCGCCUCACCCUGCGCGUGCGCUGGCGUGUGUGGUAGCGGCGCGCAGGGAGUCGGUGGUGGGGUAUCUGCGCUUCCUGGAUGACCCGCUGCUCUGCCCUUCUUUUACUUCCACGGCUCGCCCCCCGGUCUUCACCUUCCGGUCCUUUCUCGGCGAGCAGGUGUACGGGCAGGAGGCAGCGGAGCAGGUGGUGCCGCGCUCUAGCGACUGGGCGCGGGAGGUGGGGUGGGUGGACAGUGCGGGAGUGCCAGUGGACAGCGAGGCGCCGGCAGCAGGGCUGUGGCAGCAGUGGCUCGUGCUGGCAGACAUCUUCUAUUUUGUCGUGCGCAACGGCUUUGUUGACUUUGUUGACUUUGUCAACCGCUGCUCCGCGCGCUUCCCGCCGUCCUCGCCACCGCCCACGAACCAUGUCACGUGGCUGAUCGCGCAGGUGUUCCGAUUGGACAAUGUGGCGUCUGUUCUCAGUGCCGACCCCAACAUGCUGGCGACAGUGCGCAAGAUAGUGGCACUGCAAGUGACGGAGCGGGCGGGGCAGAGGGGGUCGGGGGCAGGCGUGCUUCUAGAGUACAUAGGCAGUGUGCAGAUCCUGCGGCUGUGGAACCUGCAGAAGAGCAUCAAGGACAGCCUGGAUGAGGCGCGCCUGGCGGACUACAAGCAGCAGGGCAAGGCCCGUCUGGCGGACUACAAGCAGCAGGGCAAGGCGCUGGACGAGUUCUGGCGCAAAGUUAAUAAGGAUGAGUUGCGGUUGCAGUACGACAAGCUGGACGAUCACAGCACGGGCAUGGUGUGGGUGCUCAGCCACACAAUGAGCCAUCCCGUCACAGAGGCGCUCUUUAAAUGGCUCACUGCCCCGGGUGUGAAGGACCUAGGGGGGGGCACGCGCAUGUGGAACGAGGCGCAGCUGCUGCCCACGAGUCUGCUGCAGGGGCUGUCGCUGCAGGUGGCUCAGCGCCUCGCUGCCACCCUGCAGGAACUCAUUGCCAAGGCGCAUGAGAACGGGUUCCCCAGCAUUGCCAUGGUGGAGACGUUCGCCCGGCUGCUGCUGGUGGCGCCACACACGCUCAACCAGACGCAGACCAUCCACCCGCCACACACCUUCGUGCAGACCAACACCCGCCAGCACAUUCUCCAGGCGUCCUUGGAGAAGUAUGUUCCAGGGGAGUCCAACAACUCCGUGCCGCUGCUGCUGCUCGAACUCAUCAACUACCGCCUCAUCCCCUUCUUCCGGUACCACGGCAAGAUGCGGGGGCUGAUACUGGACCUGGCGAAGAUCCUGAUAAAGGUGAAGAUGGUGGCGGGGCAGCACCGGCUGUACCGCCUGGCGGAGAACACCGCCAUCAACCUCAUCAUGUCGCUCAAGGAGGUCAUGCUCGUCAAAAAGGACUCCAAGAACGCCGCCACUGAGUUUUCAGAAACCCUCAACCGGGUGAUGGUGCUGAAUCUAGCCAUCACGAUGAAGACACGUGGCAUCCACGAGUUUGAGCAGAUCGUGGUGCUCAUGCCCGCGCUGGACCAGAUGCUAGCAGCCUCCACGCACCGCUGGAGUGAGAAGACUCUGCGCUACUUCCCCCCUCUGCUCCGAGACACGCUCUCCAAGAGGCCCGACUGCCGCGCCCAGCUGCUGCAGGAGUGGAUGCAGGUGGAGCAGCUGUUGCGGCAGAGGCAGCUGCUGCCAGUGCAGGCGGGGCGAGUGGCGGACCCCAAUGCGGCGCUCAACCUGCUGUCGCAGCUGCCCCCGCACCUGCGCCACCUGCUCUGCGCCGCUGCCUGGAUCCUGCACGACGCCUCUCCGGGCUCUGUCAACCUGCAGCACCUAGCUCUGAUGCUGCGGGACAUGUCGCCCCAUGACGUGACGCGCAACGUGUACGCUCUCGUCGACGUGCUGUUGCACCACGUGCAGGUGCAAGUGAAGCAGCGCACGCAGCUGAAGCAAAUCCUCCUAGCGGCCUCCGCAGCGCUAGCAGACUGGAUCUUCGUGAAGGAGCUCCUCCCCGCCGACAUAGUCCUUCUAGCCCUCGCAGACCGCGACGACGGGUCCCCGAACAGCCUGCGGCUGGUGGUGGGUCUGCUGAUGGACCGGCCUGAGCUGCAGAAGCGCGUGGCGGCGUACUGUGAGGCGCGCGGGCAGCAGGAGCACUGGACCGAGGUCGGGCCCUUCACCACGGUCACUCCGCUGGAAGCGCUCGGGAGCAACCUCAUGGGGAAUGAUAAGCAGCCAGUGUUCUUUGACCACAUGGUGCUGCGGAUGGUGCCAGUGGUGGCGCUGAUAGUGCAUCGCCUCAUCGAGAACGAUGCCAUGGAGACGGCCGACCGCCUGCUCGCGCUCUACAACUCGCCGCACAAGCACCUGCUCACGUACCACCCGUCGCGCUUUGCGUUUGUGCGCGACACGCUCGCGUACUUCUACCCCGCGCUGCCCAACCAGCUCGUCAUUCAGCUGCUCAGCAUCCUCGACCUCACCAGGAUCCCCUUUGCAGAGGCUUUUCUCAGGCAGAUGGACCCCUCGCUCUCCUCCGCCGUCGACCUGCCUCCUCUCUCCUACUUCCUCCGCCUCCUCGAAACCCUCUGCCAGCACAUCAUACCCUCUCUCCCCGCCCCUCUCCCCGCCGCCUCCGCCCCCUCCCCUUUCGCGCCCCUCUCCCCUUUAGACUAUUUCCACUCCAUCUCCUCUCCUCCUCCUGCGCCUCCAUUCCAACCCGUGCAAAUCCCAGGGCUCGGGUCCUUCUCUCCUUCCUCCUUCUCCCUCUCGUCACCGCUCCCAACCGCUCUCACUCUCCGAUCACCGCCUUUCUACGAGCACUUAGACACGGGGGGGUUUGCCCAGCUGGUGCUGGAAACAGCAGUACUAGAAAUCCUCUCUCUCCCUCUGCCCCCGCCUCGCAACUCCCCUGUGGAGAUUCUCCGUGCGUUGCUUGCUGCUGCGGCCUUCCCUCCUCUCCAUCCCAAUGCGGUCGAAGCUUCUGCUGCUGCUGCAGCUGCUGCAGCUGCUGCUUCUGCUGCUUCUGCUGCUGCCGCUGCGGCUGCUGCGGCAACUGGGGAUGCAGGCGGGAGGGGGGGUGGAGGAGGGGUGAGGGUGGGCGAGGGCGAUGGGGCAGCAGGGGGGACGGAUCCGAUGAUGGUGGAUGGAGCAGAAAUGAUGGAUGAUAUGAAAGAGGGAGAGGAUGGGGAGGAGGGAGAGGAGGAGGAUGGUGGCGAGGAUCAUGAGGGGGAGGUGGAGGAUGAUGUGGGAGCAGGGUCUCGGCUCGUGGACAUGCUUCUCAUGGACCCCUCAUGGGCUAUUGGCAACGCCACCUGCACUGAGCUCAGCAUCUGGACGGCAGCAGUGCAUGCGAUGAUGUACGCACUGCCAUUCGAUCGCAUAGAGGGCACCCACGCACUGCUCGUGCUGCAGCGCCCCAUCCGCUCCCCCGCCCACCUGCGCCUCGUCUUCCGCCUCGUUGCUCCCAUCCUGCCCCGCACGCCCAUCUCCAAGUCUCUCUUUGCCAAGACGAUAGCGCUGCUGUUUUCAGCGAUAGCAGACGUGUUUGGAGUGAACUCAUCACCGCAAGUGACAGGCCCAGCCUCGUCCAUCACAGAUAUCAUCGACUUUAUGCACCAUGUGCUGCUGCUGGAAGGGGGCAUGCCCACGCUGGCAAACCGGCGGCCCAAGCCAGAGACGCUACAGCUGUGCUCCAAGGCCGUGGAGCGCCUGCGAGAGGAUGUGCGCGUGCCCUUCCGCCACCUCUGCAUCGAUCCCUCGCUCUCCGUCUAUGCUGCUACUCAUCCCAAGCUCACUCGCUCCGCUGCUGCUGCAGCUGCGGCGGCAGCGGCUGCUGCGGGUGCUGCUGGUGCUGGUGCUACUGGUGGUGGUGGUGGUGCUGCUGGCAUUCCUCCACCCUCGCCCAUCUCACCGUCAUUCUGCCUUUUCUGGGAUACGUCACUCCGUGUACGAUCAAAUCUGACCUUUGAGAUUAUGGAGAGAGAAUCUCUGGACAAAUAUUCCUUCGCAAAGUCUCGCUUCAAACAAGAAAGGCAUGACUACUUGAAUAGCCCACAUGCUGACAUUCUGGAUUCGGCGGAAGUAGCAAUUUUUUCUGCACUGCAGCUCUAUCUUGAUUCCGGUGGUCGACCAAAUCUUGAAAUAGACUGGGAGACUGUUGCUGCAACGAUUCCAGCAUCUGUUCAAGCAGCUUUUGAUAAGUCGAAACUAGUUGACGCAGUUGCUGCUCGAUAUAAGAUACUGGUGGUAAGGGAAGAGGAGGAGGCAAUGGCAACAAUUUCAGCCAUUGAAGCAGAAGCAGAUUUAGCAAAGGACCACAUGAUGAAUGUGAAGAAGCUUACAAAGAAGCUACGCAAUAUAUGCAGGUCCUAG